AGCUGGUUGUUCAGGAACGGAGGCAGAAGGGGAACUGGCGGUUCCUCCCGGAGCGAAGGCCGAGAGGAAGGGGAGGGGUAGGGCCCCCCCGACGGAUGAUGGUGGGCGGUGUCCCCCACGGACACGAGCCCGCCCCUCGGCACGGCCCUCCCCGCCGCAGCUCCCGGGAGACGCGGCGACGUCCGUGAGCGGAGGGACGGGCAGGUUCGUGCCGGGAGGAGCCGGCCUGCGGCUGGACUGCUCCAUCAGAAGACACUGCGGUCGCACAGCAUUUCGUCGUGCCGCAGAAGCUGACAUAAGCCCCAUUAGGCCCUUAUGCGAGGGAGCAGAAGUACCCAUCAAUCUCCUCUUUCCGUAUGUGCUGAAGUAUAAGCAACAACUGUCUCUUGGAGCUGAGCAAGAAUGGAUUCUAGAACAGGGUAAAAUGCAAACAGAACUAAACUGGCAGCACCUCUGUGAGAAUGCUGAACAUAAUUGGUAUCAGAAAUCAGAGGAUCUAACACAAAGCCUGUUUUCAUCAAGAGAGGAGAUAUUUCAGUAUGAUGAUAAAACUUCUCUGUGCAAAGAUAUUCCUACCUUGGAAAUAAAAAAGCUGCAGAAGCAGAAUGCCAGCCUUCGGGCUGCUAUUGCACAAAUGAGGAAAGAAAUGGAGAGUCUUGAUGAGCAGAUGUUGUCUUCUCUUCCUCUGACAGAAAACAGACAGCUUGUAGAGCAAGGUUCAGUGAGCACAAACAAAAUUUCAACUGCAACCACUUUGAGCAACAUCAAAGUCAGCUCAAUUAAGCUGGACUGUAUAGUAAACCCAGACACAGAAAAGGGGCCAGAACCCAAAGUUCUUGAAGAAAAGAUAGUAGAUCUUGGACAACAGUUGCCUGAUGUAGGUCCUGGUGUUGAGCUUCAAUAUGGUGUCAAACAUGCUCUACAGGGAAUGCAAAAUAAACUGAAGGAAGCAGCAAGAAAAAUCUCAAUCCUAAACCAAGAGAAGCGGCAGUUGAUUGAAAUGGGAAACAGACUCAGGGCAGAACUUGGAAUGGUGUUAAAGGAAGGACUUUGGCAUCCUGUCGGCUCUAAACACUGCACAGUUUGUAUUGCCUCUGGUAGUCUGCUUCCAAGAGAACUUGUGAAAAGAACGCAGUGUCAGCUAUCAGCUCUAAAACAUCUACAGCACAAACUCACAACACAGAAGCUGCAAUAUGCAAGGCAACAGCAUCCCUCGAGGUUCUCUUCUCUAGUUGCCUGCCCUGGCUUAAAGGAAGAAGAAGCUCCAAGCAACUGUGGGGAAGAAAUAGAAUUGCCAUCCUCUGAGGUUCAGCUAGAUUUCUCUAUUGAAAAUCAUGGGCCAGAGCAACAAAAGGCAAAUGCAUCCUCAAAGAUUGUUCAAAGUCAGCCGCUCAGGCAGAGUCCUAGUCAAGUCCAGCAGGUCCAGCUUUCUUCAUCUAGAGCAUAUAAAUUCUGUCAAGGUGUUUGGCAAACUUUAGAAAUGGAAUCAAGCCUUUCUAUUCUCAGUCCUCAAAAGAACAGCAACCAAGCAGUGGAAUUGGAAGUUAUACAUUCAACCAAGCAAUCUGAAGAAUCUCAGCAAAAUGUCAAAGCCAAGGAUAAACUUGAAGUGCCAGCUGGAGAUUUGACAGUCAGAGGAACAAGGCUGGAAGUUCAGCAGAAGUUAAAAUCCAGGAAUUUAUCUUGUGCUCAUCCAUUAAAACCAAAAAUCUCUUCUAACAUGGCAAAAAUCCGCAACUAUAAUAUUAAAGACUGAUUUCUAUGUUGGCAGCAGGUUCCAGAUCUACAGUUGCUAUUAAUUUACUUUGAAGUCUCUAAAUCAGAUGUAAAUAUUUGCUUCAUUUUUGUAUGUUGAGUUAUUUGCAGCCAGAAGGGAGAACAAAUACCCCGUUUCACACAGCGACCCCUGAAAUAAAGGGUUAAUGUGUGUACAUUAUGAGAUUACAGUCUUCACUGUUAAUACUUAUUUCUUUUAAUUAUAUGUGUUAAAUUUUGCUUGCAUCAUGGAUUUAGAAAUGCCCAGUUAACACAUAGGUAAAGCCUUGUGCCUUCAGGCAGGGCUUCCAGGUCUUUAGCAAAUUUUUUGUUGAGAAACUGUAGAUGUGAUUUAAGCUUAGCAGUGGGAUGCCUCAACCUACUUGUUUUCUUCUAAUUAACAAUGCAACCGUUAAUCCUGUGCAGCUAUCUUUCUACUUGAAAGUAAAGGGGUUGAAAAGAUUACACCUGAGUCUGUAUUGUUUCUCAUAUUCUGUAGCUCCUCCCACUUGUUCAGACAUAAUGAGAGUAUAAAAUUAAAUCUCUAUUGUCACACUAGUAAUUAUAUUUUUCCCUGACGUGAGAUUGCAUGGACUUUAAAGCAGUGAAAAACACUGCUAAUGAGUUAGAAUCAUACCCUCAGAAUCAUACCAGUUGCACUGUAAGAUAUAAGUCUUAAAACAUAAAACUAAAAGAAACUUGAGUUAGCUGGGAUGUAAGAAAGGAUAUCUCUGUAGCAAUGAACACACCAGGACAUUGAAACAAGUAAUGAAUGUAUUUUUGUAACAUUUCCGUAAUGCUGAGCUGUCUUGGGAUAUUACAGCGAUGAACUUUACGUAAAGGAAAUACACUUGAAGAAUUCAAUAAAAAACUUUUUUUAUGGAGUCUCUGUCUAUGGAGAUAAUCAAAACCCAACUAGAUGUGGUCCUGGACAGCCUGUUCCAGAUGACCCUGGAGCUGAGGGCUUGGACUAGGUAAUCUCACGAGGUACCUUCCAACGUAAGAGGUUCUUUGAGUCUGUGAGUGGUAUCACUGAAGUGAAUAAUACUUCUCAGUUGCUGCUAAACAUAUAAAAUCUAAACAGGGAGAGAGCCUCUUACCCAUGAAUGUCUUUUUUUUCUGUAGCGCUUUUCUUUUUAGAAAUGCUUCUCUGGUACUCUUGCAAACAGGUGCUCUCCUCGGCAUCUGACAAAGUGGUAGAAAUCAGUUUGAGAAUUUGAAUAAUUGUUUUCUAGUACCUGCUGAAAAUGUUUUGCUUUAGUGCAAAGGUGCUGUGAUAUUAUGAUCAGAUGCUAAAUCUGCAAUAAAUUUCAUGAGAUGUUACCAAGCCAA
This is a messenger RNA of Pipra filicauda (Wire-tailed manakin), 3087 nucleotides long. RefSeq names its product coiled-coil domain containing 57 (gene CCDC57). The record is from RefSeq and is a predicted model, not a curated record. The transcript is spliced from 10 exons. Bases 425 to 1756 code for a protein of 443 amino acids. Lineage: Eukaryota; Metazoa; Chordata; Aves; Passeriformes; Pipridae.